This is a messenger RNA of Esox lucius (northern pike), 1800 nucleotides long. RefSeq names its product transcription factor CP2-like 1 (gene tfcp2l1). Gene Ontology annotation, cellular component: nucleus. Gene Ontology annotation, biological process: regulation of transcription by RNA polymerase II. The transcript has 15 exons. Lineage: Eukaryota; Metazoa; Chordata; Actinopteri; Esociformes; Esocidae. Gene Ontology annotation, molecular function: DNA-binding transcription activator activity, RNA polymerase II-specific; RNA polymerase II cis-regulatory region sequence-specific DNA binding. The record is from RefSeq and is a predicted model, not a curated record. Bases 187 to 1638 code for a protein of 483 amino acids.
GUCAUGUAAGGUAUGCUAAUGAAUUGAGAGUGAUGUCAUACUAGGUAUAUAACCCUGUGACAGAAUUGUGGUCAGCAAACCUCAGAGAGCUAGCAGAUCUAACUUUUUGGGGAAGCAAAAGAAGAGGGUGCCAUACCCAACUCCUAUUCUCCAUUUCUGGGGAUAAUAACCGCCGCACUGGAAAACAUGUUAUUUUGGUACAACCAGCCCGAGCCCUAUCGUCAUUCCACUGCAAGUUAUAUUCGAGAUGCUUUGACGCCUUUCCUGAAACAUGAGGAGGAGCGGCUCGCAACAGAGAACUGUGCCAAACUGUCUCCUUUCCAGUAUGUUCUCUGUGCAGCCACCUCACCUGCUGUAAAACGUCAAGAAGAAACUCUGACAUAUCUGAAUCAAGGUCAGUCCUACGAAAUCCGUAUGCUUAACAGAAAACUAGUGGAGUAUACAGAUAUAAGCAGCAAAUGUGUUAAGAGCAUUGUACGAGUGGUGUUUCAUGACCGACGCCUGCAGUACACAGAGCAUCAGCAGUUAGAGGGAUGGAAGUGGAACAGGCCCGGGGACAGGAUCCUGGAUAUCGACAUCCCCCUCUCUGUGGGUGUCGUUGAGCCUCGUGCUAAUCCGAUGCAGCUCAACACUAUAGAGUUCCUCUGGGAUCCUGUCAAGAAUGCCUCUGUUUGCAUCCAGGUCAACUGUAUCAGCACUGAGUUCACUCCUAGAAAGCACGGUGGUGAGAAGGGAGUGCCCUUCCGUAUCCAGAUAGACACCUUCACCCAGGACCAACACGGAGAAUACCUGGAGCAUGUCCACUCCUCUAGCUGUCAGGUCAAGGUCUUUAAGCCAAAAGGAGCUGAUCGCAAACUGAAAACUGAUAGGGAAAAGAUUGACAAAAAGUCCCAUCAAGACAGGGAGAAAUACCAACCCUCUCAUGAAACAACCAUGCUUACAGAGUGUUCCCCCUGGCCUGAUGCGCCAAAUCUCAGUAGCACUAACAGCUCUCUUUCCCCCGUCUGUCACACCUCCCCGAAGUCCUGUAGCUUCAAUGAUGGCAACAGCUCUCCAAUCCAGCAGGGGGAGCUGAUUCUGUCCGGCUGUUCUUCUGAUCACCUUGUGUCAUCGUCCUCACCACAGGACACUCUGCAGUGGCUUCAGCGUCACAGGUUCUCGCCUUUCUGUAGGCUCUUCUCCAGCUUCACAGACCAGUUUGUAAGUGACUGUGGAUCUUGUGCGAAUGUUGUAGGUGCUGAUCUGUUGAAAAUGAGCAGAGAGGACCUGAUUCAAAUCUGUGGUCCAGCAGAUGGUAUCCGACUGUUCAACACCAUCAAAGGAAGAUGUAUCCAACCUCGCCUUACCAUCUAUGUGUGUCAGCAACAUGCCAGGAACCAACCAAAAACCAAACCAAGCGGAGAAGUAUACCAUGCUCUAUAUCUGGAGGACCUGACAGUGGGAAGCCUUUCUGAGAAGAUAGCUCUGCUUUACAGCGUAACUCCCCAGCAGAUCAGCCAUAUAUACAGACAAGGUCCCACAGGGAUACAUGUACUGGUCUCUGACGAGAUGGUGCAGAACUUCACUGAGGAAACAAGCUUUGUAAUCAGCACACUGAAAGAUGAAAAACAUGAUGGCUACCAUGUUGUGUUGAAGUGACUAGAGGACCAUUUUGGAGUGGAGUGGGAAAGUUUCAGCAUGGUCCCUUCCGUCUUGUUGAAGAGCACAGAAACUUUGUAAUGUUAGUGUAAAUGUAUGUUGUCAAAUAAUUCAGUCACAGUAAAUAUGCCCUUGAAAUAAAAAAGAUGCCCUUUUAGUUGA